Tinamus guttatus (white-throated tinamou) is the source of this 1647-nucleotide messenger RNA. The record is from RefSeq and is a predicted model, not a curated record. NCBI's taxonomy places the organism in Eukaryota, Metazoa, Chordata, Aves, Tinamiformes, Tinamidae.
AUGUCUACCUUUGGCUACAGAAGAGAGCUUAGUAAAUAUGAGGACAUUGAUGAAGAUGAGCUCCUCGCUUCUCUGACCGAAGAGGAGCUGAAGGAAUUGGAGAGGGAGCUGGAGGACAUAGAACCUGACCGUGCCGUUCCAGUAGGGCAACGGCAAAAGAGUCUAACAGAGAAAACCCCAACGGGGACUUUCAGCAGGGAAGCGCUGAUGGCCUAUUGGGAAAGAGAGACCAGAAAACUCUUGGAAAAAGAAAGGCUAGGUGCAUGUGACAAGCAAGAGGAAGACAAUGCAGAAGAUAUUCAGGAAGAAUGUUUCACAGAGAGCAACAGUGAAGUCUCUGAGGACGCGUACACUGAAGAGGAUGAGGAUGAGGAAGAGGAGGAGGAUGAAGAAGAAGAUGAAGAUGAAAGUGAUGAAGAUGAAGAAAAGCAAAAUGCUGCAGCUGGCGAAAGAACUUUGAACUGUGAAGGUGGCAGGAGUUCUGACCACAGUAAACGCAAGAAAGGCAGCAGCCAGGACAAUGAAACCCUUUUCAAUGGCCACAAUGGAAAAGACACAGACAGUCCGAGCUUUAAAUCCAGUGCCAUCCACCCUUGUGGAAAUCCCACUGUUAUUGAGGAUGCUUUGGAAAAAGUUAGGAACAAUGAUCCCGACACCACAGAGGUCAACCUGAAUAACAUAGAAAACAUCACUUCACAGAUGCUUAUACAGUUUUCUCAAGCCCUCAGGGACAACACAGUAGUUAAGUCAUUCAGUCUGGCUAACACGCGUGCUGAUGACAAUGUUGCAAUAGCUAUUGCCGGGAUGUUAAAGGUGAACGAGUACAUCACUAGUCUGAACAUUGAGUCAAAUUUUAUCACAGGCAAAGGGAUACUGGCCAUCAUGAGAGCUUUGCAGACUAACAAGGUUCUAACAGAAUUACGAUUCCAUAACCAAAGGCAUAUAAUGGGCAGCCAGGUGGAAAUGGAUAUAGUUAAGCUGUUGAAAGAGAACACCACUCUAGUCAAGCUGGGAUACCACUUUGAGCUUGCUGGACCAAGAAUGAGCAUGACAAGUAUCCUGACAAGAAACAUGGAUAAACAAAGGCAAAAGCGUAUGCAGGAGCAACGGCAACAAGAGCCCGGUUGCAAUGGAGCAAUCAGUCCUAAGACCAAAGUCUUGCAGAAAGGAACUCCUCGGUCCUCACCUUAUGUGUCACCUAAGAGCUCACCUUGGUCCUCUCCCAAGCUCCCUAGGAAAGCCCCAGCCACAAAAGGUCAGGUCCCAGCUCCAGCUGCAGCACCUCCACCUCCUCCACCUCCGCCUCCUCCCCCACCUCCGCCUCCUCCCCUAGUAUUUCCAGAGAAAAAGGUACCAACUAGGAAUAUAGCUGAGGUCAUCAAACAGCAAGAAAGCUCGAAAAAAGCCUUACAAAAUGGACAGAAAAAGAAGAAAGGCAAAAAGAGCAAAAAAAGAGAGAACAGUAUAUUGAAAGAAAUUAAAGAUUCUCUAAAAUCAGUCUCAGACAGAAGAUCAGAAGAAGGUUCACGACCCUCCACUCGACCCUCCACCCCACAAAGGUCUCUCCAUGACAAUCUUAUGGAAGCAAUUCGAGCAAGCAGCAUAAAGCAGUUAAGGCGGGUGGAGCUUCCAGAAGCCCUUCGGUGA